AUUUAGUUCACUAAUGGCGUGUCUUCCGGUAACACACGAUAUAACGUCAAAAUGGCAAAGAAAAAAGGCGAUGAGAAAGUGAAUCACACUCCCCAAAGUGAUAACGAGGAGCAGAAUUUUGACGAGGAACCUAAUUUCGAAGACCCGGAAGGAUUUGUGGAUGAUAUUCCCGAUGAGGAACUUUUGGCAGACGUCUUGGAAUCCAAGCCCAAAGAGUCUGAUGGGUAUGAGAAUGUUGUCGUAGUGGACGGAUGCCCGCAGGUCGGGCCGGAGCGUCUGGAAAAGCUCCAGAGCGUCAUAAACAAGAUCUUCAGCAAAUUUGGGAAGAUUGUGAACGAGUUUUAUCCCACAACUGAGAAUGGGCUGACCACUGGCUACAUAUUCUUGGAGUACAAUAAUCCACAAAACGCCGCGGAAGCUGUGGCCGCCACCAAUAAUUGUAAAUUAGAUAAGCAGCAUACGUUUUUAGUGAAUCUUUUUACUGAUUUCAAGAAAUAUUCAGACAUCCCUAAAGAAUGGGAGCCUCCAUCACCCCAACCAUUCAAGGUGCAGUCAGACUUGCAAUGGUACCUGAUGGACCCGGAUGCCUACGACCAGUUCCUUGUUGGUAUUGGGACUGGUGUGGCACUGCAGGUGUGGCAGAACGCCCUCCCUGAACCUAUAGUAUUGCAGGAAAGGCCGAACUGGACUGAAACAUACGCAGUUUGGUCUCCUCUUGGCACAUACUUAGCUACGUUCCACUGGCGGGGAGUAGCUUUAUGGGCCGGACCCAAGUUCAGCCAGUUCCAGAAGUUCUACCACCCAGAGGCCAGGUUCAUAUCAUUCUCACCGUGUGAGAACUACAUUGUGACCUUCUCACCCACUGGUGAUAGAGGGGAUGACAAGAAACUAAUAAUUUGGGAUAUUAGGACAGGUCAAGAGAAGCGCAGUUUCCCACCUCCAGAUGAGUAUGUGACGUGGCCCAUCUUCCGUUGGAGCAAAGACGAUCGAUUCUUUGCAAGACUCGGUCAAGAUGUGCUCUCUGUGUAUGAAACGCCCAGCUUUGGGUUAUUAGAUAAGAAAUCUAUCAAAAUAACUGGUAUAAGAGAUUUCUGCUGGUCUCCAUCCGACAACAUUCUCGCCUACUGGGUAGCUGAAGACAAAGAUGUGCCAGCGAGAGUAACACUGCUCGAAUUGCCCAACCGUACUGAAAUACGUUCUAAAAAUCUCUUCUCCGUAGCAGACUGUAAGAUUCACUGGCAAAAGAGCGGUGACUAUCUCUGUGUCAAAGUAGAUCGUUAUUCCAAAGUGAAAAAGGACAAGAAUGACAUAAAAUACUCCGGAAUGUAUUACAAUUUUGAGAUAUUCCAUAUGAGAGAGAAAGAAAUUCCGGUGGAUUCUGUAGAAAUUAAAGAACCGAUACAGGCGUUCACAUGGGAACCUAUAGGGUCUAAAUUUGCAAUAAUCCAUGGUGAUACAGCGAAUGUGUGUAUAAGUUUCUAUCAAGUGAAUACGGGGCAGGCUCCGACUCUGUUGAAGAAGUUUGAAAGGACUCCGUUCAAUCAUCUGUUCUGGUCACCGAUGGGACAAUUCAUCGUGUUAGCAAAUCUUGGAUUAACCGGUGGUGCUUUGGAAUUCUUGGACACUAAUGACUUCACUAUUAUGAAUGUGUCGGAUCAUUAUCAGAUGUCUGGCAUCGAGUGGGACCCCACAGGUCGCUAUGUGGUGACAGGGGUAUCCUCUCUCAAGUGCAAGAUGGACUGUGGAUACUACCUCUGGUCGUUCCAAGGCAAGAUCUUGCGGAGAGUAAUGAAGGAAGGCUUCGCGCAGUUCCUGUGGCGGCCGCGCCCGCCCACGCUGCUGUCGGAGAAGCAGCAGAAGGAGAUCAAGAAGAACCUCAAGAAGUACUACUCGCAGUUCGAGUCCAAGGACCGCAUGCGCAGCAGCAAAGCUAGCAAGGAGCUAGUGGCGAAGCGCACGGAGCAGAUGAAGAAGUACGUGGAGUAUCGCGAGAUGAAGUCGCAGGAGUGGGCCGAGCAGAAGCCUCGCCGUCUGGAGCUGAGGAAUUAUGUUGAUACCGACGGUAUCGAUACGGAGCCGUCGGGUUCCGUUGAAGAAGUAGUAGAAUUCUUUAUCAAAGAGGAAAAAACUGUCAUCGAGUAGUCGCCAUACUUCGCCCACGUUCAGAGGUCGGACUUCCAACUCCGGCCUCAGCGAUAACCGGUAAAAACCGGUUCGAACCGGUUCACGCCGGUACAAACCGGUUAAAACCGGUCAAAGUCAGUUUUUAAAACACCAACGUAAAGGAUAUCAACUUUUUUAAUAAACGGACAGCAUAUAACAAAUUCUUUUUUGUAUUAAUAAUCCCUCAAUUUAUUAUAAUAGUCACAAAAUAUAUAUAUAAAUAAUAAUAAUUAUUCCGUUAUGUGCAGUGUAAGAUUUCGGUUCAUAAAUUAUACAAUAGUUAGUGUUUAUAGAAAUCAUAUUAAAUUGAUAUGUUUCAAACGGACAAUGGCCUUUUACUACCUGUAAUUAUAUUUUUUAUAUUUUAUUCUACUUUUUAUACAUUAUUAACAUUAUUAUAGAAAUUAAAAUAGUGUUGUGUACGUUAUUUUUAUGUUGCAUACAAAAUAAACUGGACUGGAAGAAA
Bicyclus anynana (squinting bush brown) is the source of this 2629-nucleotide messenger RNA. RefSeq names its product eukaryotic translation initiation factor 3 subunit B (gene eIF3b). Gene Ontology annotation, molecular function: translation initiation factor binding; translation initiation factor activity; RNA binding. Gene Ontology annotation, biological process: translational initiation. Bases 52 to 2142 code for a protein of 696 amino acids. Gene Ontology annotation, cellular component: eukaryotic translation initiation factor 3 complex. The record is from RefSeq and is a predicted model, not a curated record. The transcript has 10 exons. NCBI's taxonomy places the organism in Eukaryota, Metazoa, Arthropoda, Insecta, Lepidoptera, Nymphalidae.